This is a messenger RNA of Clarias gariepinus (North African catfish), 1353 nucleotides long. Its product is annotated as homeobox protein HMX3-like. The coding region runs from base 233 to 1273 and encodes 346 amino acids. The record is from RefSeq and is a predicted model, not a curated record. Gene Ontology annotation, molecular function: RNA polymerase II transcription regulatory region sequence-specific DNA binding; DNA-binding transcription factor activity, RNA polymerase II-specific. Gene Ontology annotation, cellular component: nucleus. The transcript has 2 exons. Gene Ontology annotation, biological process: regulation of transcription by RNA polymerase II. Lineage: Eukaryota; Metazoa; Chordata; Actinopteri; Siluriformes; Clariidae.
UCUCUCUCUUCCUUUCCGUUUUGUUGGACUCCCCUCGCGCUCUGAACAUGACCCGAGACAUCGCCAUUGUUUCCUCUCUCACUCCUCCCUGCGUCUUUUAACGAUCUAAGGACGUUUUACUGGACUUUUUGAACAAAAAAAAAAGGAAAAACAAAACCGGAGCAAAAACUGCUUUAACAUAAGUCGUUACCUCUCUCUCUCUCUCUUACUGUUUCUGUCUCCCUCGGUCGUCAUGCCGGAGCCUCGCGGUUCUCCCGCGGAUUCUCCGUUCUCCAUCCGGAACCUGCUGAGCUGCGACACCAAGCCUAAACCGGCGGCCAAGCCCGCGAGACCGGAGGCAGGAUUCGGGGUCGGUUUCGGGUUGGGACUCGGCUUCGGAGACUUCAGCUUGGCUCGGCUCGAGCUCCUCAAUACACACCGGUUAGCACUGCCAGCGUACCUGGAGCGCGCGAGCUGGUAUCCACCACACGCGCUCACCGGAGCUGCCGCACACCUGUACAGCACCGCAGAUAAAAGCAGCACUUGCUCAGAGAGAGACUCCCCGGAGUUCCGGUCCGACCCGGAAACUAAGGAAGAGCACGACGACGAUGAGGAAGAUGAGGAAGAAGAAGAGUGUGCGAGGAGCGGAGAUGAGGAAAUCGAGGACACGGACGCGGAAGAACGAAAAAGAGAUUCAGCACAUGGAGUAGAAGACGAAGAGGAGGAUGAUGAAGAGGAAUGGAAACGGCGCGCGCGGGUGACACCGACGACGGCGGCGAUGGCGUUGGCGGAAGCAGAGGAAGAGGACGAAGAAAAAAAAGCAGGCCACAGGAAGAAGAAGACGCGCACGGUGUUCUCGCGCAGCCAGGUGUUUCAGCUGGAGUCCACGUUCGACGUGAAGCGUUACCUAAGCAGCUCAGAGCGCGCGGGCCUCGCCGCGUCCCUGCGCCUCACCGAGACCCAGGUGAAGAUCUGGUUUCAGAACCGCAGGAACAAGUGGAAGCGGCAGAUCGCCGCCGAGCUCGAGGCCGCGAGCCUGCAGCAGCACCACCUACAUCACCAUCACCACCAGCACCCUCUUCACCAACAGCACCACCAGCAGCGGAUCGUGCGCGUGCCGGUACUCUAUCACGAGAGCGCGGCGGCGGCCUCGUCGGAGAGCGCGACCCCUCAUCACACGAGCGCCAGCACCAUCACGACCAGCGCGAGCGCCACCACGCCCACACCGCUCCUCGCCUUCCCGCAUGCGCUUUAUUACCCACAGCCGCACAUACCGCUGCUCAGACGCACGUAGACUUUAUUUAAUUUAUAUUAUAUUAUAUUAUAUAUUUAAAAAAGACUGAAAUACAAUUUUUUAUAAGAAAAUAUAAACUG